GCCGGAACCAAAACGUCCGGAGGCAGCAGACAGCUUACGACCCAGAUGUGCUGUGUUUUCCAGCAUAUUUUUCUUUUCAUCUUUCACCAUUUUCGCUAUGGUUAACUUGGAAGUAAUAAAUGAUCUGUGGAUGCAGAUUGAUAAGUUACAUUUAAGCUGUCUUCAAACUGAAGAAAGUCCACAGAGGAUAGAGCAAAAGAGAAAACUUAAAGGUUUUAUGAAGGAAUACUUAUGCCUGGUCACCUCCAAUCAAAGAUUUUACUCCACCACCACCAAAGCAGUACUUUACACCUCUAUACUUAGGAGGAGUGAGCACUUCAGUCCAAACAGGUUUAGGCAUGCAUGGGAAAUGCUUGCAACAUAUGCAGCAAAUUUACUUGGUCAACCAUGGAGGAAAGAAUUCAAUGAAAUCAGGUUAUAUAGUGGAGCCUUCAAAUAUCAAAUUGAGCAACAGCUGAUUGGAGCAGAAGAAAUUUUGAUGGAAAUGGGUUAUACUCUAGAUUUAGAGUAUAACCGUCUAAUAAUUCAAGGGGUCUUGGAUUAUGAUAGAGUCAUUAUCAGUCACAGGGACUGCCUUCUUGCAGAAGUAGAAUCCCAGAUUUUAUGUGAGAUCCAUGCUGCACUGAGUGUUAGCACAAGACCCUGCUCAUGGAUAUCCAUAUUUGAUUUCCGCGACAGUUACGUUGGAUCAGUAAACCACUGUGUAAGGGGUCUGAUGUAUCAAAGUGCACAGAAAGAAAGUCACUACAAUUUCAAUCCACCAGCACCUGCUCCUUCUUACUUGGGACCUCAAGAAAUGUAUCCAAGUGCCUUCCCCUAUCACAUGAUGUACCAGCAAUACGCAAAACCAGCGUUCAACUAUUCUCUCUCAGCGGAACAAAAAGAGCUAUAUCUACCCAAGACUCUACCCCAAUCAAACUCAACAAACAAUACAGCUAGGUCGCUGGAACCAAGGAGUCUGGAGGGACAAAAAAUGCAUGAAACCUUCGAAGUCUGGAAUAACUCUUUUGCACGUGAGAUGAAGAGUAUACCGAAAUUCGAUAGCUUGUUGGAUAUUGAUCGCUUGGAACAGCUUUGCUAUGAUGAAGUCGAUAACAUUAACCCAAGCAGCACUACUAUCGAGAGGCCAAAAGAGGACAGAAGAUACAAACAAAAAGAAGAGAAAAAUUCCCCUUCGGCCAUUAGAGAGUUGUCUGAAGGAAACAUCAAUCGGACCCCGGAAAAAGUUGUUGUUGGAUCUUCGAAAAUAACCAACAGGCAAAAUUCUGGCUCGUCACCGAUUGGAGCUAAGCCCAAAGAAGCCACACCGUUUAGUGGAAGACCCAUUAACCAAAAUUUGAAUUCGGCCAAGUUAACUGGGUGGGAAUGUCUGUUCUGUACUUUCCUAAAUCCUGAUGACAGAGAAAUCUGCGACAUGUGUUCCAAAUCUAGGCACAAGGGAUCGGAAAGUCAGCCUCUGUUCCGCGGCGGGCGUGAAUGCUCCAACUGCACGUUAGUGAACAUACCUGAGGCUGAGAAAUGCGCUGCCUGUUCUACCUCCCUCACGAACGCCCCUACCUAUAUCUAAGAUUCUUCACAUAACCACCAUUAUUACUAAAAUCAUUUAUUAGUGUUGUGACUUCCCUUAUAAUUUUUUUUCUGCUUUUUUUUUCUUUUUAGAGAUUUCGAAAUUGUAUUUAUUGAAUGAACAGACAGUGUUGGAAAUGAAUUGUAAUCCUAUGUUAACUUCUUUCCUCUGUUGGCUGAUUACUCAGGAAAGCCAAGUGUCCUUUGUUACAUCUGUUCGAAUAAACAUUAAAUCAUGAAAG
This is a messenger RNA of Daphnia carinata, 1808 nucleotides long. RefSeq names its product protein tamozhennic-like (gene tamo). Bases 98 to 1567 code for a protein of 489 amino acids. Gene Ontology annotation, cellular component: cytoplasm. NCBI's taxonomy places the organism in Eukaryota, Metazoa, Arthropoda, Branchiopoda, Diplostraca, Daphniidae. The record is from RefSeq and is a predicted model, not a curated record. The transcript is spliced from 5 exons.